Ilex paraguariensis (yerba mate) is the source of this 459-nucleotide messenger RNA. The record is from the annotation of a GenBank genome assembly. Lineage: Eukaryota; Viridiplantae; Streptophyta; Magnoliopsida; Aquifoliales; Aquifoliaceae.
AUGAGCUUGAAGACAAGUUCAGGGUGCAAGAACAACAGUUGGGCAUGUACCCUAGCUUCAGAUUCUGCUAAUUCAUUAAGAUCCACUCCAACUGAAGAUAAACGCUGUGUUAGAGACGAGACUAUGAAUGAGGCUGACCGCUAUAUUCUGAGGAGUUCAAACUCAACUAACCGCCAAAUGAGUCGGGGGUCUAACUUGCUAAAGGGAAAUGACUUCCUUCAUGACAUAAGAAGGAAAAGAUUAUCCAGAAAUAGCGAAACAGAGAACAUCAUUGUAUCGUCUUCUCUCAAUGAAAAGAAGGCCAGGCAAUCUGACCCACCGAAACCAUUUCCCAGGGUUACAAAAACAGCAAACCCGGCAACAAAUGCUCCACGACGCUUGACUCAUAUCCGAACAGACAGAGAUCCCGUUCAAGGAGUUAAAGAGAUGGAUAGCAAGAAAAGGAUCUGGUCAAGAUAG